This is a messenger RNA of Ophidiomyces ophidiicola, 711 nucleotides long. RefSeq lists its product as uncharacterized. The transcript has 3 exons. NCBI's taxonomy places the organism in Eukaryota, Fungi, Ascomycota, Eurotiomycetes, Onygenales, Onygenaceae. The coding region runs from base 1 to 711 and encodes 236 amino acids. The record is from RefSeq and is a predicted model, not a curated record.
AUGACUAUUCGCGAGCUUUUCUUGUCAACACUGCUGCUUGCAGCAGGAAUUCAUGCGGCGGUGGACGACCGACUCUACCCGGUUGAGGCCCGAGAUACACCAGCUCAAGCAAAGCGUCAAACGCCAGGGAAUAAUAUGGUCAACGUACACGUCGUGCAGGUUGGAGAUAUGCAAGGCAGCCUUAAAUUCUACCCCGACACCCUUAGACCGGCAUUGGGCGACAUGAUUCAAUUCCAGUUUUACCCAAAGAACCACUCUGUCGUACAAGCGGCCUUCGACAAACCCUGCGAGCCCAUUGGCAGAUCCAACCCCCAAAUUGCCGGCAUCAAGUCGGGGUUCAUGCCGAUCCAAGCAUCAGCCAACCAGCGACCGGUUUUCACCGUUAUGGUUAACGAUACCAAGCCAAUGUGGUUCUACUGUGGACAGGGAAGACAUUGUCAGAAUGGCAUGGUUAUGGCUCUGAAUCCGGUUGCGGGAAGCAAUCGAACCGUCGAAUCGUUCCGCGCCCUCGCCGCACAAGUUGGCAGUGGUAACGGUGGGUCGGCCAGUCCGUCUGGAGGGCUCAGCCCAAGCAACACGAUCCCCAACAAUGGCAACCCAUCGAGGACAGGCGCUGCAGUACAGACAGGCAACUCCGCUUCGAGUCUGUCAGCACACACCGCCGGCAUGGGAGGCAUGCUUCUGUUUGUUGCGGCGAUGGUUGGAUUCUAA